AUUUUACAAUGACAAAUUGAUUCAACCAGCUGUGAGAUUUCUAAAAAUUGCGUCUUAUUUGUUACAUUAACAAUCGAUUUCGUGAAAUCUUUGUUUAUUAUCAUCGACCAUUGUAAUUUGCAAUAGUUACAAAGACCUGCAGAGAAGAUGGCAUACGCCUACUUAUUCAAAUACAUCAUCAUCGGAGACACAGGUGUAGGCAAGUCAUGCUUACUACUCCAGUUCACCGACAAAAGGUUCCAGCCGGUACAUGAUCUCACAAUUGGUGUUGAGUUUGGUGCUCGCAUGAUUACCAUUGAUGGCAAGCAGAUCAAACUCCAGAUAUGGGAUACUGCUGGGCAGGAAGCCUUCAGAUCAAUCACACGAUCAUACUACAGGGGCGCGGCGGGUGCCCUGCUAGUGUACGACAUCACCAGACGGGACACAUUCAACCACCUCACCACUUGGCUUGAGGAUGCACGUCAACACUCCAACUCCAAUAUGGUCAUCAUGCUGAUUGGCAAUAAGAGUGACUUGGAAUCCCGACGUGAGGUGAAGAAGGAGGAGGGCGAGGCCUUCGCUCGCGAACACGGCCUGGUUUUCAUGGAAACAUCAGCCAAGACUGCGGCCAACGUGGAGGAGGCUUUCAUCAACACUGCCAAAGAGAUUUACGAGAAAAUACAGGAAGGCGUAUUCGAUAUCAACAAUGAGGCAAACGGCAUCAAGAUUGGUCCCCAGCACUCGACGGCGGGAGGCGCGAGCGGCGCGGGGGGCGCGGGAGCGGGCGGGGCCGCGGGCGGAGGCUGUUGUUAGGUACUGCACUGCACACACUGAGGAGGGAUCGCUGCCCUUUAGAUCGGGCUGAUGAGGAGGAGGUGCAGAUGUGUGCAACGAAAAUUGGUACGAAACUUACUGCAUGCCGGAUUCAUAGAAUUAUUUUAUAUAUGCUACAGAAUAGCUUUCGUCUGACUCGCGUUAUAAUAUAUUACGCCGAUAAGGCAACUUUAUACUUAGUAGAAAUAUUCAAUUACCUUAAAAUAUUACCAUCAUAAUUAAGCCGAAAUCAGAUCCUUAUAUAAAUGAACAACAUUGCAGGCAGAUCUAUCACUAGCAUUCAAUUCAUUUCUUAAUCCCUUUUUACAAUAACUGUUAGGUCCCCUAGACGUGAUGGUAAAUUAAAUCUAUUCUCACAUUUUAUAUCCACUUGUAGUACAAUAUACAUAAGUUUUAUUCGAACGAGUACAGACGGCAGAUAAAGGUUACGCUGAAUGGACCAGAUGUGAGAAAUUAAAUAGUCGUAUGUAAUUCAUAAUAAAUAGAUCCAUCAUACGAAUAAGCUUUUAUGUAAUUUUGUGUGUAUGUAACUGUGUAUAUUUUAUUUGCAUAUGUCAUAGAAAGUUUCACAAAUAUCUCGUAAUCUGGCAUUUAUUUAAACGAUCGUGUUAUAUGUUGUAUAUCAUCUCGUGAUCGUCGUGUUGGCCGAAUGUUGUUGUGCAAGGCAUCUAUGUAUAAUGCCUUCUUUGUACAAUCACCUAUAUUGGCACUUUUUCAGAGGUUUUAACGGCUUGGCCGAGUAUGUUGGUACUCGAUGGAUGAAAAUCUGCACCAAUAUAGGAAAUUGUCUGGAGUGUGGUUAUGUGUCAUCGUCAUUUGGAUGCGACUGAAUGUUCGCCAAAGUAUGCGUCGCGUAACAUUAUAAACUUGUAUUAUAUUUUGUAGCGUUAGCUACACUAUCUAACAGGUACAUUACAUUACAUAUUUAGGUACAUAAUAUAUUGGAAUAUUAGUAAAUGGAAUAUUUUAUUUAUGUCAACAUUUUAAUUUAUGAACAUUCAUCUGUACAAACUGGAAAAUUAAUCCUGUAAAGUGAAUUGUGGUGUACAUGUUGUAUAGUUUUAAAAUUCAUUAAAUUGUGAUUGAUUUCUGGUACCUUCUAUACCUUGCAUCGAAGAAUGGAGACCAAUUUGUCAGCUGUUUAGAUCAAAGUACCAAGUAUGCUUUUAGGUGGUGGCCUAGUAUAAAUAGUUAUGCACAAGAUACCAAUUUUGGAAUGGUUUUGAAGUGUUGAAAUUGUAAUUCUUAUAAAAAAGGACUGCUUGCAAGGUACUGAAAGACAUGAUUACAAAAUAGGUUAUUUUUAAGUUUAGCACAUUGUAAUGAUAUAAUAUUUUGUAAGGUUACAAUAUGCAGACACAUUUGUAAGGUGUAAUUCAUGA
Spodoptera exigua (beet armyworm) is the source of this 2195-nucleotide messenger RNA. The record is from the annotation of a GenBank genome assembly. Lineage: Eukaryota; Metazoa; Arthropoda; Insecta; Lepidoptera; Noctuidae.